This is a messenger RNA of Saccostrea echinata, 731 nucleotides long. RefSeq lists its product as uncharacterized. Bases 41 to 517 code for a protein of 158 amino acids. The record is from RefSeq and is a predicted model, not a curated record. The transcript is spliced from 4 exons. Lineage: Eukaryota; Metazoa; Mollusca; Bivalvia; Ostreida; Ostreidae.
AUUGAUCAGUCGAAAUGAUCCAAGGUCACCCGAUGAGUUGAUGUUUUUAACUGCACAAAUGGAAUCGGAGCGAAAACUCCGCAAGGAUACGGAGGAAAGAUGCAGACAGUUAAUGUUAAAGAUUGAGCACAUGCAAGCAAUACUUAAUCUCCGAAACGAGGCUCUCGAGAAAGAGAAGGCUGCGCGUGAAGAGGCGGAGCAUAUGUGUCAAUCAUUACAGACCACCAUUGAUAAACUCGAGCAAUAUCUCAAGACGAGAAACACCACGGAGGAUCAGCAAAUUAUAUCACAUUCAAAUGUUAACAACAUCUCCAUAUCACAAAUCACUAGACUACAGGGAGAACUUCAGAUACGGGAUGAGCAAGAUGAGAAAUUUCAAAAGAAAGCUCAGAUUAAAGAGACUAUAAAACCAAGGACAGUUCCUGUAGCAGCUUUUGUCCAUACUAAAGAUGAACCAAACCCAACGUGCAAGUCACCCAAAUUCAGAGACUUCCAGGAUAAUGAAAUAGAGUUUUAACACUUGUCAAGGUUAAAGAUUAACAGCACGAUCUGUGAUAAUAUAUACUCAAUGCAAGCAUGACAUUAUUAAUAAAUACUGCAAACAUACAUAAAUAAGAGAACUCAAAGUUCAGCACAAUCUUCCAACUGAAUAGUGCAAUCAUAAAUUAGACCACUUGAUCGUUGCAAAACAUGUACUACAGUUGAACUUCGGUAUCUCGAACAUGAUAUCU